Messenger RNA from Papaver somniferum (opium poppy), 888 nucleotides. RefSeq lists its product as uncharacterized. NCBI's taxonomy places the organism in Eukaryota, Viridiplantae, Streptophyta, Magnoliopsida, Ranunculales, Papaveraceae. The coding region runs from base 1 to 888 and encodes 295 amino acids. The transcript has 2 exons. The record is from RefSeq and is a predicted model, not a curated record.
AUGGCAGAAGAGUCGGGAUGGUGGGAGGAUUGUCAUCCAUUAGAAUUUCGAAGACAAUUUAGGAUAAAUCGUUCGACGUUCAAUUUAAUAUGUGACAAGAUACCACCAUAUACAGUAACCAAGAGAAAAGCUACAACCAAAGAUCUUCGCAGAAAUGUUGCGGCCUGCAUUUGGAGAUUAGCAUCAGGACAGCCAAGCAGCGUUAUGAAUGAGAAAUUUGGCUUAACACGUCAACAAUGGCAUGAUAGUUGUAGGAAAUUUGUGAAAAAUAUUAUGAUGGACAAGUAUGUUAAAUGGCCUGAUGCAGUUGAAAUGUAUCGUGAUAUUCAACUUACAAAACGUGGUUCUGGAUCAUAUUCAACUGCUUUACAAGCAGUUGUCAACCACAAGGGAAUCUUCCAGGAUGUUUUUAUCGGUGGACCUGGUUCUUUACCUGAUUAUGCUGUUUAUCAAAGUUCUACUCUCUGCAAGGAAAAGGUUGAGUCUCUAGAAGGUGUUUGGAUUGUUGGGAACCGAAAGAUCCCAUUGGUGGAAAAAGUUUUAGUCCCCUACACGAAUUAUAGCAAUCUGACUCAAACGCAGCGAACAUUUGAUACUCAACUCUAUGAGAUUGAGUCUGUUGCAAGAGAGGUUUGCCUUAUGUUACUUAACGGAGCAGAUCUUCUUAAUUUAGAGGUCAUGAAAAAUGCCGUCUUAGUAUGUUGCAUCCUCCACAAUAUCUGUGAGACCAACGAUGACUGGAUGGACCCAGAAUGGAGAUUGAAUUUGGAAGAUAACUGUUAUAUCCCUAAUCCAGCUGUUGUGUCAGCCUCUGCAAGUCACAAAAGAGACGCGAUCGCUGAAAGUCUUGCACAGAAACUUGCAGUGAACUUGGAGUUUCAUAUGUAA